UAUGUUCAAGCAGGCAUCCCGAGGCAGUGUGUUGUAGUGGUUAGAGCAAGGGAGUGAGAGUGAGGGCUCCAUUUAUUCAGUGCUUUUUUCCUUUCUUGCUAUGUGAGCCUGAGUACGUCAUGUCUCUGUGCCUCAUCCCUGUUUCACAUCUGGGGAAGCUGCCUAGCGCACAGUGGGGUUGGGCGACUUAGUUCAUGGUUGCAGAGCCUGCCGAGCCCCUCUGAUGAAAGGUGCUGUAGCGGUGCAAGGCUUUAUUAAUAAGUUCCAACAAAAGGUGACAAUGUAGUGUUGCCUCUGUCAAGUGUCAGCAUGCGCUGUGUGGCUGAGGGCGAGGAAGGCUGAAGAUUACCCUCCUGUUGCAGAGCAGUGAGCUGAGGAACAGGGAGGCCGGGCCUUGCUCGUGGCCACCAAGCAAGUCUGUGGCUGAGUCCGGAAUGGAACUCAGAUCACAUGAUUCCUGGGGCCCUGCUCACACCAACAAUUGACACACCCUGCUUGGAGAGGACCACUCUGCCACCCCAGCUGGAAACAUCGGCCUCGCAGGCGCAGACUGCCAUGAACUGCCGUGCCGAGGUGCUGGAGAUCUCGGUGGAGGGCCGCCAGGUCGAGGAGGCCAUGCUUGCCGUGCUCCACACCAUCCUCCUCCACCGCAGCACCGGCAAGUUCCACUACAAGAAGGAGGGGACCUACUCCAUCGGGACAGUGGGGACGCAAGAUGUCGAUUGUGACUUCAUUGACUUCACCUAUGCCAGGGUCUCCUCCGAGGAGCUGGACCGAGCGCUGAGAAAGGCCGUCGGGGAAUUCAAGGACGCCCUCCGAUACUCGGGCAGCGACGGCAUCGGGCAGAUCUCCCUGGAGUUCUACCAGAAGAAGAAGUCACGCUGGCCCUUCUCGGAUGAGUGCAUCCCCUGGGAGGUGUGGACCAUCAAGGUCAACGUGGUGAACCUGGCCAAUGAGCAGGAGCGGCAGAUCUGCCGGGAGAAGGUGGGAGAGAAACUGUGCGAGAAGAUUAUCAACAUCGUGGAGGUGAUGAACAGGCACGAGUACCUGCCCAAAAUGCCCACCCAGUCGGAGGUGGACAACGUCUUCGACACAGGCCUGAAGGACGUGCAGCCCUACCUCUACAAGAUCUCCUACCAGAUCACUGAUUCCCUUGGCUCCUCUGUCACCACCACUAUGCGACGGCUCAUCAAAGACACGCUGGCUCUGUAGGGCCAGGCCCCUGGGGACAGGGGGCUUCACCUUUCUGCUCCCCAUCGCACAGGAUGACUGAGUGUCCCAGCAAGUAGAAUCGUCUCAGAGCACGGUCCCAGCUGGUGUUUGCCCGGGCAGGCCUCUCUGCUUAGACCUGCCCCUUCAUCUGUACAUUUCAGAUGGAAGCGUUCUGCAGGCUGGACUUGGGCCGGCCCUUAAUUGUGACUCUCCCUACGUGGGGGGUCACCUGGGGCUGCGAUCUGAAAUGUCAGCAAACUGCUCCUAGUACCACGUGGCCUAUAUUGCAUCUGGCAUGUCGGCUACCCUCCCCCGGUCUCCCUUUCCUCCCUCAGAUCCCUCCCGAAGCCCCGGUUCCCUUACAGAACCUCAUCCCUGCACUGCUUGGCACUGGGGCUGCUGCUGCCGCCUUGUUUCAUGUUUCAUCGGAGUGGGAUUGUGAAUUCCUGGACAAGGCCCCUCCUCUUUCUCCCCUUGACUGUUGGGGAGGGGCUUUGUACAGGCUCUAACAAUACCGUGGUAACCUCUGGCUGGCAGUCGAGUCAGGGAUUGUAUUUCUCUGCCUUUAACGCUAUUUUGUUGUAACAGUGGGGAAAGAAUUGUCCGCAACAGAGCAGCUGUGCCACCACCAUCCCCAACCCCCCGAGCCGCAGUUAGAACAGCUGUCGGGAGUCUCUGUGGGUGCCCAUGAGGCAAGGCCCUUCUCUGCCUUUCUCUCUGUCUGGGAAAGGGGGAGAAUGCUGCGGGUGGUCGAAGAGCACACCAGAGUAAGCAGAGAGUCUUUGCUAAGCUUUAUAAAGCCCCUUCCCAGAAAUACUGGGGCACAGGCACUAAAACCCGUAUUCCCUAGUCAGUCACCUUAAACCAAGUCCACGUCUGACGUGCAGCAAAUGUGGUGAGAGUGGCCGCUGUAAGCGGAGUGGGCUGGGAUGGCUGGAGACGUGAGUGCCGCGAAAGAGCGGCAGUUGCUUAGGGUUCCUGCAAGCUCCGUCUCCGCACAAUGUGCCAUCAGAGGGGCCAGUAACUACAUGUACCUGGGCACACAGGAGCUAUUGCUUGUGUGUGUCGUCCAGUGACCUCACUGCACUGCCAUCACCAUCAGAAAUACUCCCUUCAUUCUUCCUGACGGCUAAAAGAACACUAAGCAGCCAGGGGCUCUGUUUAAAGAGAUCUCCAGACCCUGGCUCAUCAACACUUGCACCCCCGUCCCCACUUCGUCCCUUAUGGAGACUGAUGCCCAAGUGUUUGUUACAGACACUAUGUUCAGAAACUGACCUGUCUGGAUUCUGUAGAUCUCAUGCUCUGGGUGUAAUGAAAGUGGCCUGGGCCUUCUCUUUACUCGAGGUCUCGGAUUGUCGAGAGUGUCUGCCCCCUGCUCAGGUAGCGCCACCUCCAUCAGAUUCAGGCUUUGCCUCUUGCCCAGCUGUCAUCCCAGCAGUAAAGCCCAGUCCUUGGUGCACGAGCGCUUCUGCUCCAGAGGUGGAGAUGAGUGUGAGGGUUUCUCUGAGUCUGCUAAUAAACUGUUUUCACAUCAGA
Chelonoidis abingdonii (Abingdon island giant tortoise) is the source of this 2748-nucleotide messenger RNA. Lineage: Eukaryota; Metazoa; Chordata; Testudines; Testudinidae. The record is from RefSeq and is a predicted model, not a curated record.